GCCUCGCCGCAGCCGCUGAGGCGGCGGUUGCCGUGGCGGCGGCGGGGCCUGAGGCGGGGAGGGAUGCGGCAGAGGAGGCCGAAGCCGAAGCCGAAGCCGCUGUUCCCGGCGGGAGUCUCCGUGCGGAGGGGAGGUCCCGGCGAUGCCCCCGCUUUGCCGCCGCUGGUGGAAGGGCCGGUCCGCUGCUUCCUCUGCUGCACCGUCUCCCGGAUCCUAUGGACGGGACCCAAAGCUCCCACCGCCCUCGUCCGGCUGAGGUGGUGGGGUGAAACUUCCGAUGGGAUCCUUUUCCAGCCUUCUUCCCGAGCCGGACAAGCGGAGGGAACAACCACAGCCCGGUUCCCGGUCCGCUGCGGGCCCCGGCAGUUCGCUGCCUACCUGAGAGAUAUGGGGGUGCUUGUCCUGGAGGUCCUGAACAAACUUGACCAUCUCCCAAUUGGCAAAGUGGAAAUCCCUGGACUCUCCCAGCUCUCUCCCAGCCAUCCCAUCAAAGGAUUCUUCACCAUCAUUUCACCAACAUCUGAUAAGCUGGGAGAGCUGCAGGUUUCCUUGGUUCUGGAGCCUCUCCCAGAGCUGGGUGACAGCAGCAGCUCUGUCCCAGCUGACCAGGAGCCCACUGACCACAGCAGAGCCAGUAGAGGAAAGGACCAUUUGCUCUUUCCAGAGGCCUCAGGAAACAGGCAGGACACUUCAUCUCCUCCUCACCACCAGAUUUUAUCAGAGGAACAUCUGGAAGUGACUCCCUCCCAGCAGCAAGAGGAGCUGCUCAGCAGUGCUGACCCUUCCAGAACAAACCUGAGGGUGCUGUCCCUGCACAACCCAGCUGCAAAAGAUCUGAUCUCAGCUCUUUUGGACCAAGGCAAUAAGCUCAGGGAUGCCAUGGUGCUUUCUGCACUGAAGUCCACCCCAGAGAUGGAGAUUGAGCUGGAUGAAGUGACCCCUCUGAUCAAGAGAGAGGAUUUCAGAGCCCCAGCAAAGAGCCCAAAAAGCUUGAACUCCAGUUUUGUGCCUCCUCCUGAAGAUCCCCAACUCUUCAGCUCUGAAGUUUCAGGUCAGCAAUUUGGGUUGAACUCUGAAGAGAGAGCAAUACAGUUACUGCUGGGCAGUGGUGAUUUCUCUCCUCUGCAUUCCUGGGAUCGAGCAGGUUCCCUUCUGGAUUCUCUUUCCUUGGGAAGUGAGGUGUUUGACAGUGAGCUCAAUGAUCCCCUCUAUGACCAGAGUCUGCUGGAAAGUCUUUUUUACACAACUCCUAAAUCUGAUUCCAGUUUCAGUGAUCUCAGUGAUGAUGAUGGAAACACCUCCAAAAAAAUAACCAAGAGAGAAACUCUCAAGAAAGCUGAAACAGUGAAUCCACAGAAAGAUUUUAACACCUUGGAUCUGGCUCAGAAGGUGGCAGAAAUUAAACCCAGCUGCUCUCCCAAUAGACCCCUUGCUCCUCCUCUGGGAGAAGACCCAGGAGCAGCUCAUCCCAGAUCCCUGAGUGCAGCCAGGUUGGCAUUGCUGGGGAGGAUACACCUGGCCAGAGUCAUCAUUGAAAGCUUGAAAAUCCCUCCUGAGAUCCUCCAGGUGACCCCAAGAAAGAAAAGUUCAGCAGGGAAACCUCCACGACCUGCUUUAGGUUCUAAGUGCACCUUCUUUGUGGAAUACCACUUCCCUGUGGGAGCUUCCAAGGAUGGGAAAGGACAGGUUUCCAUGGCAACAGAAGUCAUUCGAGUAGCUUCAAGUAAAAUCACAGAGGAUGGGGUGAAAUUCCAGCAGAGUUUUGUCUUCCCUGUCCAGUUUGGUGGAACAAUGGUAGAGCACUGGGGGAGCUCUGAACUUGCUUUUAAAAUCUUCAUGAGAAAAAGCACCCAGAAGAAGCCAGUGGCCAUUGGCUCAGCAGCCCUACAGCUACUCCAGGUUCUUCAGUCUGAGCUGCUCACUGUCAGCUGUGAAAUACCUGUGGAAAAAGAGGAAGGUCAGCCCCAAGUUGGACCACUGAAGGUAUCCCUGGAGCUUGCAGCCAGCAACAAAGAUUUCACCCUCACCACUGCCAGGUCAGCUGCAGCCACCCAGCAAAUCCAUGCUCAUGCUGUAAGAAAUUCCCAGCUGGAACUCCAGGAGCCCAAAAGGAGGAGUGUAAAUGCAGAAAAUCCUCACUGCUUGAACCUUCACAGCUCCAGGGACUCCCAGAAGUCUGGAGCUCCCACCUUGAGCACUGUGCAGUCACCAGAGGCUGCACCAACCUUUGUCACCCAGAAGCUGGUAGGAGAAAUAAGUGCACCUGAAGAGGAUGGGUUGUUACUGCACGUCCUGCUGAUGGUGCCUGAUGGGAGGGAUUUUGUUGCUGGGGACUGUGGGCCCCACAGUUCCUGUAAUGUUUAUUUAACCUGCAAAAUGCUCAGCACAGAGGAGGCCACGAGCUCGGCUGUCAUGUGGGGCACCACACAACCUGCCUUCCAGUUUUCUCAGGUGAUGCCUUUUUCCUUGACUGCCAAACACUUGGAGAGGCUGAAGAACAACGUGAUGAUUAUUGAAGCAUGGAACAAGAUGGGAAGCCCUGGUUGUGACAAGCUGCUAGGAUUAGUGAAACUUCCUCUGCAUCAGUUUUACAUCUCAUUCAAAGAUCCAAAGAUUUCCCACCUGCUUCUCCAAGCCCAGUACCCUGUGGUUGCUGUGGACAGCUACGUGCCUGUGGUUGAUGUUUUCACUGGUAGAAAGAGAGGAAGCCUGCGGGUCAUCCUGGCAAUGGGCUCAGCUGAUCAAAUAGUGGCUCUGCAAAGGCUGAAAACUGCAGAAGGAAUGGUGCCUCCCAUCACACAGAGACCUCCCCACUUUCUGGACCCUCCUGCUACACAGCCCACAAUGCAGUUGGACCAAGAAGGGGCAGAGCUGAUGGAGCAUGUGUUUGAGAUCCAGGUGGAGAGUGUCAGAGGCCUCACUCCUCUACAGUCCACAGUCUGGGGAGAGGCUGACUGCUACGUGAAGUACCAUUUCCCAGCUCCAGAGAGAGGUUGUGGUGCCCUGCAAGGAGCUGAGCUGCAGGAGGAGGGCAUCAAAUUAAAGGCGUUCCGCACAGCAACCACUCUGUGUGUCCCUGAUCCCAUCUUUAAUGAUGAACAUCAUCAUUCUUUGCUGGUUCCUGCUGAUGUCCCAGUCCAGAAGCUCCUGGUCAGUGCAUUUAUGGCACCAGGAGUGGCUGGAGGAGGAAUCCAGUUUGAAGUCUGGUGCAGGUAUUAUUACCCAAAUGUCAGAGAUCAGAUGGUUGCCAAAGGGACCUUGCCCUUGUCAAGGCUGUGUGCCAUGGUGACCAUGCAGCAGCAUGGAGAAGUUGGGAUCCAGACUUUCAAUCUUCCAUUGGUCCCCAGGACUGAUUCCUCAGAGGAAUUUCAUCCACAGUCUUCAGGCUUGCUCAAUGUGAGUGUGAGAUACCAACGAUCCAUGAAACCAGCAGCAGGAAUAACUGCUCAGGCUGUUUCUCUUUCUGUACAAAUACACAGAGCAGCUGGUUUGCAAGCAGCAGCCAGAGCUGUGGCCCAGAAGAACCCUUCAGUCCAGUACUAUGCAGGGGUGGGAGUGAAUGUUUAUGUCUCUGUGCACCUCUCCUUCCUGCCUGAGGCAGAGCCACGCAGCACCCCAGCUGUGGCUCGGACCUUCUGCCCAGAAUUCCAGCAUCACCUGGAGUUUCCCUGUAACCUCAUCACCCAGAAGAGCAGUGGAGAAGCCUCUUGUCUGGGGGAGCUCUUGCAGUCUGCCAGCAUCAUCUUCUCUAUCUACCAUCAGAGCACCAAGUCAGCCUCUGAGACAAUGGCAGCUCGGACAUCAAGAGAUUAUCUUCUUGGGACAGUCACAGUUCCAACCAGAGAUCUGCUGAGAAGAAGAUCAGGUAUUUCAGGCUGGUACCCAGUUACCCUGCCUGAAGAUUUCAUACCUCCACCCUCUACAAACAUCAUGCAGAGAGUUGUGGGAGGACUGGAACUUUCUGUCACCUUUGCACAGCAGGAUGACAGAGAGCAUGUUUUGGAGGCUGCUAAACUUUUGGGAUGGAAGAGUGAGGAAAGCCCUGAGGACAGCACAGGUGACAGCGAGGAAUGGGAGGGCAGUGCCACCCCAGUGACUGUCACCCUCUCAACCCCAAAAGUGUGGCUGCCACUCCACUCUGUGCUGCUUGCAGGCCAGACACACCUGAAUAAAAACAUUUAUUGCUACCUCAGGUACAAGCUGUACAAUCAGGAAGCCACCUGGACUUGGCUUAGGAGGCCAAAAUUGAGCCAGGAUACAAAGAAUGUUACAGUGAAUUUCAGGAAACCAAACAAAGUGACUCUCAGAAGGAGCCAAGGACUGCUUUGGUUCUUCCAAGAGGAGAGAUUAGAAAUCCAGGUGUGGUGGGCAUAUGGGAAAGAAAAGAAUGUGGAAAGACCCCUUGAUACAGAUCGACUGCUUGGAUCUGCCUAUGUGGAGCUCACAGCAUUAGCAGAGAGCUCGAGGACAACACUGAGUGUUAGUGGGGUUUAUCCACUGUUCAGGUGCAAUGCUGCAGACCUGGCAGGAGCUGCUGUCCGUGUUCACAUCAUUCUUUCUCCCACCUCUCCUGCUCUGCCCAGCAGAAUUCCCUGUCCUGAGGAAUACAGCAGCAGUGAAGAUGAAGACACAGAGAAAGCCCCUGAGGUGAAUCAAGAGGUUUCUGAAAACCAGAAGCUGGAUACCUUAAGUUCAGCAAUCACCAAUGGCAAACCACAAGAAGAAGAGAGGAUGUUUCUGGAAAACACAAUUGCUGUCAAUAUCCUUGUGGAAAGAGCAAUGCACCUGAGUUUAAAAGGGAGUCCUCUGACAGACCGGGCAGUGGCAGCACCCAGCAGCUGUGUCUCAUUUGCUGUUGCUGGUGCAGAAGCUCCAAUAACCACUUCAGUUAUUGAAAAUACAGACUCACCAGUCUGGGAAUUUCAGCAGGAAGCAAGGUUAUCCAAAGAGCUUCUGCUGGAUCCACAGCAAACUUUGGUUUUCAAAGUGUGGCACAAAGCAGAGACUGAACGAGUGAUAGGAUUUGCAUCAGUGGACCUUUCUCCUCUUCUUUCUGGCUUCCAGCUCAUCUGUGGAUGGUACAAUAUUACAGAUUUCAGUGGGCAGUGCCGAGGGCAGAUCAAAGUAGCAAUUUCCCCUCUUCAAAACAUAAAUAAACUGAAAGAAGAAAAGCAGGCAAGGAUCCGGAACCAGCCAGCAAGUUCCUCCCCUGUCAGUUUCCCAACAGUUCCCAGUAAUGCUCCAAGCUUUUCCAAGCAGAUGUUGAAUACCUUGUCCAAGGAAGUCAGUUUUCCUGUUCCAGAGCUGCUGAGCAGAACCACUCCUCCUGGCACACACACCCCUCGUCACCAGGAGCACGUGCAGAACAUCCGGAGAUUCCACGAAUCCCUGCAGGAAGCAGAGGGAAAAGCUCUCCAGGUGCCAAAGCUGGAUUCCUUGUCACUGUCAUCACGUGCUUCUCUUCUCUCUGCUCUUAGGAAAAACUUGAGUGAGCUGGAUGAGGUUCAAAGAUACUUCAGUCAGAAGCUGACCAAGUCUUUUCCUGACUUCAGUUAUGAGAACACAUCCAAAGCAAGUCAGGAGGAGCUGGAGGGUGCUCAUCAGGGAUUUAUGAGCAGAGAAGUGGAUCCCAGUGGCUGCUCUAUUUUGGAAAAAUCCAGUCAGUUGGUGUCUCAGGUCAGCAGCCUGAUCAGUGACUUACAGACUAUAACUAAUAAAGAAUCUCCCAAUGUGCAUCAAGACAGCAGCAGGAAGCUUGGACCCAACCAGAAGGAUGAAGAAAUCUCCCUGGACUUGGACUCCUCCAGUGUUUGCAGUGAUACCCAGCAGCCAUGGGCUUUGGGGAGCAGUGUGUUUGAGAGACACAUGUUGCAUGGAUUGCUGGACAGAGCCAUCCCUGAGGAUGAGCACCCUUUGCCAGGGGACUCCAUCCAUGAAGGUGAAGGUUCUUGUCCUCUCCAUCCCCACAGUGAAGAAGAAUAUGAAGAGGACAUCAUAGAACCACGAGCUCUGAAUGAAAUCACAACCCUAACAGACAAAACCAGUCCCUGGUCCAGUGUGCUCUCUGAAACAGAGCAAAGUGCAGCCCCCCAACCUCUAGAUUUGAGGUCUGAAGAUCAGCACUCAAUGGAUAUGGAUUUUUUCCAAAGAGGAAAGAGCCAACAGGGCAGCACCCUGCCCAGCAUGCUACAAGGUGACAGCCAAAGCAUGCUCACCCCCCUUAGCCCAUGCUCCUUCCUUGCAGGUCAGAACAAUCCUUGGAAGGUAACAAAAGGUUUCCAGAGCUUGAAAAAUGGCUCUGAAACAUCUCAGUUGUCAGAAGGGCAUCAAAGAGCUGAUGGCCAUGGUGAAAAUGGGAAUUGUGGCAGGGACAGAGCACUUGACACUCAACCUAUAGAGCAAAGUGUAGAGUUUUGUGCAGGCUCUGAAGAGCAGCUGGAAUGUCCACCUGAUGUUGGUUUGAGUGAUCCAAAACCCACAGGAAAAGAGGAGGAAGAAAACAGUGAGGCUGUAAAUGAAGAUCACCAAGACAAGGAAGGAAGUGGUUCUGAUGAGCUCUGUGCUCAGAGUGUGUCAGCCCAGGCAGGCUCAGGAGGAAACCCUGGAAGUUUUUCUGAUGACAGCAGUGAAGAGCUACUGGAAGAGCCAGAAAAGUCUGAGAAAUCAAAACUGGUUUUGUCUGAUCCACUUCUUCCCAACUUUUUCCUUCCACCUCAGGAGAUGGAAGCCUCCAUGAGACUGCUCAGCAUUUCUUCUCAUCCUUCCACAGUGCUGACAAGCAGAAGCAGAGUGGAGCUGGGGACCAUCCCAUCCCGAAUGCCACCUCGACCCAAGCCCACAGCUGAGCUCUCAGAAGAAGAAGCCCAAAGAAUUUCCAGGAUCUUCUCUGCUCAGCUCUCCAAGAAGGAAUAACAUUGGUGAGAGGCUGAUGGCUUCCUGAAGCUGAGGUGUUGGUCAAGGAUGGGUUCUCCACAGAGGAGGAGAUGGAAGCAGUAGGUUUCAUGUUUAAUUUGCCUAAUUAGUGUCUCGUUAGAGGGACUACACCAAGAGGUCAAGCAAGAGGAGCUGAGAGGCCACGUGUUUUGCAAGGGCAGGUCCCCAAUGAGACUUGUAACCCAUGGGCUGUUACCUCCUCUGCAGAUAUUCCAUUUUUGGGGAUUGAUUCCUGUGAAAUUUCACCAAUUAACUUUUUUUAAUAAGCACAAAGCAUCUCAUUUGGAAACAGCUCCUUCAACCAAGUGAUGGACAACAGCAGAAAUUUGCCAUCCCAGCAGCAAGCAGGGAACUGUCUCCUCCCUGCUGGCAUGGAUGAUGAGCUCCCUCCACAGUGGCCUUUCCAAAAGCACAAUUUGCAGAUUCCAGAGGAAUGGAUGAGCCCAAAGUGCUCAUGUAAAUACAGGAGGAAGAGACUGUAAAACACCACCAGGUGUACCAAAGCGUUUUGCUGGGAAGAGGGAAUUUUUAUAUUCUAAAUUAUUUUUGUACAUUUUUUAAUGCCAGGUACCUUUCAGAUGAGGGACUUGGAUGUGAAAGGAAUUGGUUUAUUUU
Messenger RNA from Calypte anna (Anna's hummingbird), 7548 nucleotides. RefSeq names its product C2 domain containing 3 centriole elongation regulator (gene C2CD3). Gene Ontology annotation, cellular component: centriolar satellite; centriole. Gene Ontology annotation, biological process: centriole elongation; cilium assembly. NCBI's taxonomy places the organism in Eukaryota, Metazoa, Chordata, Aves, Apodiformes, Trochilidae. The record is from RefSeq and is a predicted model, not a curated record. Bases 64 to 6912 code for a protein of 2282 amino acids. The transcript is spliced from 33 exons.